Ipomoea triloba (trilobed morning glory) is the source of this 777-nucleotide messenger RNA. Its product is annotated as leucine-rich repeat extensin-like protein 3. The record is from RefSeq and is a predicted model, not a curated record. The transcript has a single exon. NCBI's taxonomy places the organism in Eukaryota, Viridiplantae, Streptophyta, Magnoliopsida, Solanales, Convolvulaceae. Bases 36 to 509 code for a protein of 157 amino acids.
UUGUGCUUCAUUAUUUCUCCUCUCACACUUUGUAAAUGCCACUAUUCCUCCUCACUCCUCAUCCCAUGGCCUCCAAGCUCUUCCAAGCCAUCCUCCUCCUCGCCGCCGCCCUCACUUUUCCGGCGACCACCACCACCGCCCAAGAGUGCCCCUAUCCGUGCUACCCACCGCCAACCGGCCCCGGAAACAACAACCCUCCGGCGACUACAACUCCACCCUCCCAACCAGGCUCUAACUAUCCUCCCCCACUCCCUACUUUCACUCCCCCCGGCGGCGGCGGCGGCGUCUACUUCUACAACCCACCGCCGGAUUUCACCAACGGCGGCGGCCUCACGCCGCCGCCUCCGGAACCCAUCCUCCCGUGGUACCCGUACUACUUCCGAAAGCCUCCCCACGGAGAUCAAUCGUCGUCUUCGUCAAGAACUCUCCGAGCACCCACGGCCGUGACGGCGGUCGCCACCGCCGCCGCUCUGUUCUUCAUUGUUUUUACUGUGCCUUUUUAUUAUUAGAGCAGGUCUUCUAGUUUUGUCCUACCUGUGUAACCAAGCUCUUAGCCUCCUCUUAGGUUAUUCUGUGAUUCAUUUUGUUGUCAUGAUGAGAUGUUCUGAUAAUUUUAUGGCCAUGGGAGCGUAGAAAUUUCAUUUCAAUUUCUUGUUCAUUUUAAUUAAUUUGCGCAAAUUAAUUAUAAGUCUUGACGUAUACUAUACGUCUGGACUUUGGAAAUGUAUAGAUGCAUCUAUCUAUUCAUUGUAUUCAAUCCACUACCUACUUGCAAUA